AUAACCGAAUUCGUUUCAUUCACCUCUCGAACUCUGUCCACAUGGACAGUGGUGCUGUUCACUAUUGAACGUCUGAUAGUGGUUGUGUGGCCUCUGCACGCUAUCAAGUGUUUCACUCUUCGACGCACUCAAUUUCACAUUCUCCUCUCCAUCCUAAUCAGCCUCCUCAUCAACAUGCCGUGGUUUUUCGCCCUCGAGACGGUGCAGGACCCUUGUGGCACCGGUGAGUUCGUCUGCCGGCCUAAUGAAGUGCUCAAUCUUAAUCGCAUUUUUGAAGUACUCUUCCUCUCCGUCCUUCCUGCUACUAUCAUCUGCUCCUGCAAUGCCGUCAUUCUCCACAAAAUCCGCAACCAUCGACGACCUGGAGCCGAGGGGGGGCAAUUGGGAGGUGUAGGUGGCCAUCCCGGAUCCUGUCCACCGGUCGUCCGCUCCUCCACCACAAUGCAACUCCUGGCCGUAUCCUUUUGCUUUGUGGUGCUCACCUUGCCCUCUGCGGCCAUCAACGUAGUACAAACCUUCAACCACUUCCUCGACACCUGGAAGGAUUCCUCUGGUAGCCUAGCAAACACUUACUACAUUGCAUGGUUCCUCUUCAUGAUUAACCUGAGCAGUAACUUCUUUGUCUACUGCCUGGUUCGCCGUACAUUCAGGAAGGCGGCUUUGGGAAUGUUUAAACGAAAGUCUACACUCUGCUCUCACAAAAGUCGUGCCUCAACACGCCACAUUGCUCAAACUGAGGCUGCCAUGUAG
Messenger RNA from Hydatigera taeniaeformis, 750 nucleotides. NCBI's taxonomy places the organism in Eukaryota, Metazoa, Platyhelminthes, Cestoda, Cyclophyllidea, Taeniidae. The record is from the annotation of a GenBank genome assembly.